AACGUGCACAUCUUCAACUUCGGGAUUCGGGGCACGGGUUAUAAUAUUAUUAUUUAUUAUUAAGGACGCAAUACGUCGUGCCAAUGACAAUUGUGAUAUAUGAUAAUAUUAUAGAUUAUAUAAAAUGUCUAUGCUGUCACGAGUGACAGACCAAUGAGCAAUAACGGUUACGUUUCAAGCUGUGUUUUAAUAAUUGUAUAUUAGGCAUUUGUGACAUACGACGUCGAAACGAUGAUAUUGAAAAUCGUAUCUUCCACCAUUAAGACCGUUUACACGGCGACGUGCUUAAAAAUGAAGGAUGACAAAAAAUUCAGAUUAAUCCCUGGGACACUUAUUGCGCUGGGCAUAUCAUACAGUACUGUAACAGCAAAAUCAUUGGCUAUUGACAAAUUUAUGGCAGACACUGUUACAGACUCACAAACAUUAAAAAGUAGACCUGAAGAUAUGAAAACAAUUAUGGAACUUAUGAUUAUGGAUAUACAAGCUGAAUUUUGUCGAGCACUUGAAAAAGAAGAACCAAAAGAAAAGUUCAAAGUAGAUCGAUGGUUAAGACCUGAAGGUGGUGGUGGAGUUACAUGUGUAAUGCAGGAAGGAGAAGUUUUUGAAAAAGCUGGUGUUAAUGUUUCUGUAGUUCAUGGUAAUUUACCUCCAAGAGCCAUCGAUCAGAUGAGAGCUAGAGGUAAAAAUUUUAAAGGUGGCCAAAUACUUCCAUUCUUUGCUGCAGGUGUCAGUGCAGUGAUACAUCCACGCAAUCCUUAUGUACCUACUAUACAUUUUAACUAUAGGUACUUUGAAGUCACUCUACCUGAUAAUACAAUAGAGUGGUGGUUUGGUGGAGGUACUGAUUUAACUCCUUAUUAUUUGAAUGAGGAAGAUGCAGUCCAUUUUCAUCGUUCAUUAAAAAAUGCUUGUGAUCAACAUGACAAAGCAUACUAUCCUAAAUUUAAACGUUGGUGUGAUGACUAUUUUAAUAUACCACACAGAGGAGAACGAAGAGGAGUAGGUGGUAUAUUUUUUGACGAUUUGGACACUCCAUCUACAUUCAGUUUUGUAAAGAGUUGUGCCCAAGCAGUUAUCCCUUCAUAUUUACCAUUAGUACAAAAGCAUAAAAAUGAUUUGUAUAGUGACAAAGAAAGAGAAUGGCAAUUGCUAAGACGUGGGCGGUAUGUUGAAUUCAAUUUGAUUUAUGACAGAGGUACAAAAUUCGGUCUCUACACGCCUGGAGCUAGAUAUGAAAGUAUUCUUAUGUCACUUCCUUUAACUGCAAACUGGAUGUAUAUGCACAAUCCAGAUCCUAAUAGUAGAGAAGGAAAAUUAACAGAAGUUCUAAAAAAUCCUAAAGAUUGGAUUAAAAUUGAAUAAAAUAACCUUAUAAGUUAAAUUUCAAUGAAUUAAUAUAGAGAAUAUUAUUUUAAAAUUAAAAAUUUGAAUCAAUUCAGAAGGAGCAUAUUAUGUACUGAUGAAUGGUAUUUAAAAUUUGUUUUUCUGUAUUAUUAUUUUAUGAUGUAUUUUUAUAUUGUUACUAUAGUUUAAGUAUACAUAGUAUAUUGUUGUUAAUAAUGAGGGUGUUUUAAAAAUCAAAUAUUAGUUUAUUUUUUUAUGUUAUAACUUUUUAAGUUAUUACUUGUUACACUUUUGGUGUGUGGUAAUUUUAUUAAAUUUUUUUUUGAGAAUAAAUCUAUAGCACUAUUUUUUAA
Molecule: messenger RNA, 1697 nt
Organism: Myzus persicae (green peach aphid)
Lineage: Eukaryota; Metazoa; Arthropoda; Insecta; Hemiptera; Aphididae
Gene: Coprox
Product: oxygen-dependent coproporphyrinogen-III oxidase
Exons: 8
Coding region: 232-1362 (376 amino acids)
Cellular component (GO): mitochondrial intermembrane space; cytoplasm
Molecular function (GO): coproporphyrinogen oxidase activity
Source: RefSeq, a predicted model, not a curated record